Messenger RNA from Rosa rugosa (rugosa rose), 4011 nucleotides. RefSeq names its product WUSCHEL-related homeobox 1. The transcript has 4 exons. Gene Ontology annotation, biological process: plant organ development. The record is from RefSeq and is a predicted model, not a curated record. Lineage: Eukaryota; Viridiplantae; Streptophyta; Magnoliopsida; Rosales; Rosaceae. The coding region runs from base 2651 to 3817 and encodes 388 amino acids. Gene Ontology annotation, molecular function: DNA binding; DNA-binding transcription factor activity.
UCUGAUGGAAGGGCAUGCAGGAGUUGGAAAUGGGGACUGGGAAGGUGUUCUUUCAGCUUGGAAGAACCGAUUGCCAAUGGGUAGAACACCCAAAGAUGGUUCGUUGGAAGCUCCUCACUCUUACGUAAGAUCUGACACUUCCAUUUGAUUUCUUUGUUGAUUUUAAUUUUAUUGAAAUCCAAGAACACCUAUACUGAUCAUGGCAUAAACCAUGCCUAGAUACCCGAAGAACGGUUUUCCUUUUAGUUGCUCGGUGAUUGGGUUUUUUGUUGGUUGUUAUGGUUUCCUCGCAUUUCCUUGCUCGGCGGUUGCUCUGGCUUCUGUGGUUCUUUUGGUUUUUAUUUGUUUAGAGUCCCUUCUUCUAGUAUGAUUUAGAGGUUACCAAAGGUCUUGAGCGACUGAUCCGGCCGAACAACUCAAAAGAUAAAGAAGUAUCGUUAAUUUCUUCAUGCUCGUUCCAAGUUUGAAGUACCAUUUGUACAAACAAGAACCCCUUUCGUUACAUGAUUUCUUCUUCAUAUAGAUAGAUAUAGAAUCUAUGAAGCAAUUACUUAGAAGUACAUUUUGUGCAAUGACCAUUCCUAUCUGAUAGAAAAGGAUCCCAUGAUCCUUUACCAGACCAGAUAAGCCAGUUGCAACUAGAAACUAGGAAUGUGGCAACAAAUGAUUGAAACCUUUGUAGUUGGCUAGUUAGAGAAGGAUAAACGUAGUUUGAUUCAUUAUUUUCCAACAAAAGUGUCAAAGUUGUUCAAACCCACAUUUGUGCAGCUUAAUUGCUUUGGCUUAUCAGCCUUUAAAAACAAAUAAUAGUGAAGUCAUUCUAAAGCUACAGAUUUCUCAAGAAAACAUCUCUUCCUAGACCCUCCAUCAUCCUUUAUAUAUAUUUAUAUGAUUGACUUUGAAGUAAAAAGAAGAGUAUCAUCCAUCAUAUCAUUGACCUCUGGAUUAAAAUAUUGGUGUGUAUAUGUUCAUGCUAAUCCAAAAUGUAGGUUUCAGAAAACACAGAUAGGGCUAGAAUGCAUGCAGGUCUGGCUCUGUACCCUAGCUAGCUACAAGAAGAUAGACAGAAAAUAAUAAUUAAACAAUUAUGGGGUUUUGCAAAUAAAUACCAGAGGGAGGGAGAAGGAGACAGAGAGGGUGCAGUGGCUCGAGAAUUGAGUCAUUCCAUAUCAUAAUGAUCGACGAUUGUAUUAUACAUAUUGUCCUGAUGAUACAUAAAGAGAGCAACUGAGCAAUCUGCAAUUUCUUUAUUAGCAGGAGAUGGACUCGGAUUCAGAUAUAUGGACCCAAAUAAUUACUUACUAGUUUUUUUGAAUUUGAUAAAUGAAUAGUAGGGUGACAGUGGCAGGAAGGUAGAUUCCAAAUGAGAGAGACAGUAAUUUUGGUAGCACGUAAAGGUGUGUAUUCUUCUUCCAACAUAUCUCAGAUCCAAGACGACAAUUCACAUAUAUGAUCUCAUUGGCAUGCAUAUGAUAUAUCAUAUAGAACAAAGAAUUUGAGCAAAAAAUAUAGAACAAAGUAAAAUCUAUACGUGAUAUGUUUGGACAAUGGAGGAGUAGAUGGGAUUGGAUCUCAAAUACAGAAAGAAUGGAAGAAGCUAGAGGUAAAAUCUAAAUGUUUUUGUUUUGUUGGUAAGUAUAAAAUCUAAAUGUUUUUGUUUUGUUGGCAAGUAUUGUGAUGUAUAUAUAUACAUAUACGUAUGGACAAAAUGGAAAAGGGUUAUACCGUUAUAGUAUAGGAGUAGGGUAAGAAUUUGAAAGGCAGUUUGGAUUUAGAACAAGUGUGAAAGGCACGAGACGUGAAGAAAACAAUAAAUGAGAGGAGGAGGAGGAGACGAGUAAAGAAGAGAGGGGUGUGAUGAGGCUUAUGAUAACCCUCAUGAUCGUCACGUCGUUUUUCAUUUGCGACUCCCAAAAAGCCUCCCAGAAUUCCACGCUUCCUUCCUCACCUCAUCUUCCACACACUGCUACUACUGUCUCUAGCGCUACCACCCUCCUCUCUUUCUCUCUCUACUUUUGUUUGUUUUGUUUUUCUUUUUCGAAUUAGCUUUGUCCCUUCUCCUCCAUAUGAGGUUGCCUAGUCAACCUCAUGUGUUGCAGCUUACUUUGUUCCGUAUUAAACCAGCACCACACUAGCUAACUCUUCUCUUCUUUCUCUCUAUAGUCAUAUAGAGUGAUCAAUCCCCAUCUCUGAAUGUCUGAGACUCAAAAAUACAUAGCUUCAAUUCACUGUUUCAGCUCAAUUACUACCUUUCAAUUUUCGGCACAAUACCCUCUCUCUUAUUCUCUCUUCUCCCUUCUCUAGCUAGCUAGACAGCAUCAAUAUAUACUAAAUAUAAACCAGGUCUACUCCCUAUGCAAGGUAGCUAGGCUUCACCCUAUUUUAAACACCACCUCUUCUUCUCCAUGUCCCAUUUCCCACACCAUUCCUAACUUGCAUGCUCUUCCUCCUCCUUUUCCCAUUUUCUUCACCAUUCUUCAGUCUUCAACCCAUCCUUUGAAAGCAUCACUUCACUUUAGUACUACUUACUUAUAUGUCCACCUAAAGACAUCCCUUCAUUCGAAGGCCAUUAUUAGCUUGGGAGUGAGUGAAAGAAAGAGAGAAGUAUAUAUAUAUAACUAACCCUAGCCAGCCUAGAUUGGUAUCAAAAAUGUGGAUGAUGGGUUACAACGAUGGUGGUGACUUCAACAUGAUUCCGGAUUCAGCCUUCAACGGUCGGAAGCUUCGGCCUCUCGUUCCUAGGCCUCUGUCAUCUCCUCAUAACAACAACAACAACAACAACAACACUUCAACAAGUCCACAUGCUCCACCUUGUUUCAGUCGAAUUCAUGCUGCGUCUGAUUUCUUAGCACAAUAUCAUCAGCUGGGUGAACAAAGAGGGAUGAGAGAGUUCAAUACGGUGCCGCAGGUUGUGGUGAGCUCGAGAUGGAACCCCACGCCGGAACAGUUGAGGGCACUAGAGGAGUUAUAUCGACGAGGGACUCGAACCCCAUCGGCUGAGCAGAUUCAGCAAAUCACUGCUCAGCUUAGAAGGUAUGGAAAGAUAGAGGGCAAGAACGUGUUCUAUUGGUUCCAAAACCACAAGGCAAGAGAGAGACAGAAACGCCGUCGCCAGAUGGAAUCUCACGACGACCUUCAACUCAUGUGUUCAGAUCACCAAAAGAAGGAAUCAUUAGGCGGGGCAAGUAGGACAGUGUAUGAAGUUGAAGAGACCAAGAAUUGGGCACCCUCUGCAAACUGCAUGACUACUAGUCUCCAAGAUCAGCUUCAUCAUCAACAGGAAACAGUAAAAGCAGGAGCAGAGAGCAGGACGGAAGGAUGGGUCCAAUUCGGUGAGGAAGAAUUGCAGCAACUUCAACAAGAGCAAAGAAGGAAUUCCAUGACUGUAGAAAAGAAUGCCAGGUGGCAGAUGAUGCAGUUGUCUUGUCCUCCUCCUCCUCCUCUUCAUGACCUCACCCACCUCAUAAACGCCCCCACUUGUACCAGAACGACAGUAAGAACAAUGGAGAUGGACCAAAAGCAGCUCAUUAAUAACCGUAAUAAUAAGACUAGUCCUCCUCAUGAUCUCAGCAUCUUUAUAGCUCCCUACAGGUCUGGCUCUGCCCUUAACGGUCGCCAUCUCCAACAAAACCAACACCGUAACGAAGAAGAAGAUAUUUCACGUGGAGAUCAGUCUCAAACCCUCCAGCUAUUUCCGCUCCGGAGUAGUACUUGCGGCGAAAAAGAUCAUCUUACAACUGAGAAAUCCUUGCUAAACCCUAGUUUCGGCACUGGCCCUAAUUACCAGUUUUUUGAGUUCCUCCCAUUGAAGAACUGAUUAACCGGCCACGUUAAUUAAUUUGGUACGCACUACUUUAAUUUCUAGCUAUUAAUAUAUGUAAGAUGUUGAUCAUGGAAAUUAAUUGGUAAGAUGGAAGUUAUGUUUUGUUAUUUCGUUGGAAAAUGGGGACUGGUUCUUUUCUUUCCAUUUAUUGAUGAUGCAUGUUGAUGUUGCAUUUCAUGGGAGGUGUG